AUGCCAGCCUCCCAAGCUUUGAUGGGGCUGGGAACGAGACUAUUGGGCGCGGCAAAAACAGCCAUUGCCGGAAACUUGGAAUGUUGGCCAUCUAGGAUGCUUGGAGCAUUUGACAGUUGUGACGUCUGGAUUAUUGUUUGUUGGACAUCGGACCCGCUGCUGCUCUACGCAAAUCAGUUUUCAGCAGGCGUGUACAGAGAUUCAGCACUAUUUGCUGUAGUUGCAGUAUCAAAUAAAGCUACCACUUGA
Molecule: messenger RNA, 249 nt
Organism: Alternaria arborescens
Lineage: Eukaryota; Fungi; Ascomycota; Dothideomycetes; Pleosporales; Pleosporaceae
Exons: 2
Coding region: 1-249 (82 amino acids)
Source: RefSeq, a predicted model, not a curated record